AUGCGAAAAAAUGACUUUGACGUGAGGGAGAUGAACGCAGCAUUGGGUCUCCUUAGGCUAGCUAGAGAGGGAAAGGGCGAAGCAGAUGAGCCUGAUACAAGGACAAGAAAGACCACUUUCCAGAUGAUGGUUCUUAAAGAGGUAUUCAAGAUUGCACCGCAUCCGUCGACGCUUACGAAGACAGACCUUGCACUUAUGAUCAAGCUUCCGCUGAAAGCUGUACAGAUAUGGUUUCAAAACGAGCGAAGCAGGAAAGAGAGAGGAGGGAGGACGGGGAAGAGAAGCAGGGGAGGAAGAUCAGAAAACAUAGAUCCGGUGAAGUUGUUCAAGGUUAUAAUGAAGGUUCUGGAAAAGAACAGAGAGGGUUUUGGCUUCUAG
This is a messenger RNA of Encephalitozoon intestinalis ATCC 50506, 378 nucleotides long. Its product is annotated as homeobox domain-containing protein. The record is from RefSeq and is a predicted model, not a curated record. Gene Ontology annotation, molecular function: DNA binding. The transcript has a single exon. Bases 1 to 378 code for a protein of 125 amino acids. Lineage: Eukaryota; Fungi; Microsporidia; Unikaryonidae.